AUGUUGGGAAUUGUUCAAGUGCUUGAACAAAUCCGUUCGGCCGCUCCAGAAGGUUCUGGUUCUGCAUUAGAUGAUCAUAUUGAUCUUUUUGAAAUGAUGAGACAAGAAGAUGAACAAGAAAUGCAAAGUACCACCACUUUUGAUUCUGGCUCCGCUUCUCCAAUUGAUUUUGAAAAUCCUUCAGUAAUGGCAGAAGUAUUAACUCAAAGAUUGGAUCACACUUUAGCUUUGCCUCAUUUUAUUUCUCUCCUUCAACAUUUAUUGAUGGUACCCACGGAUGAGAGACAUCUUCCUUUGUGGCGAUGUUUUGAUCUUUUAUUACAGCAAUUAACAUUGAAAAGUGCAAUGAAUGGUUUGGACCCGUUAAGGGUUGAUCCUCAAUUAUCAGAACAACAACAAUUUAGCAAAAAAUUAGAUUGGGAUGAACUUCUUGGAAGAUUAAGAACUGAAGCAGAAUGUGAAAAACUUGAACGAAAAUUACAAGAAACAGAGGAGGAAUUGGUAAAAGAAAGAAAGAGGAUUUUGGAAUUAGAAAAUUGUUUGAGUGAUUUACAGGACUCUGCUUCCCUUGUCUCUUUUUCUAGAGUUUCUGAACAUUCUUCAGCUUCAAUUUCCUCUUCAUAUUCUUCAUCACCUUCCGAUCCCUUCCAUUCAUCAAAUAAUAAUAUAUCUAAUAUUUUUGGAAACAAUUCCAAUCAGCAAUUACCUCCUAUUCGGCCUCCAGUAGGUCAAGCCCCUCCACCCCCUCCUCCAUCUGCUCGACAACUUCGAUCGGGAAAUGAAACUUUAAUUAUUUCUUCAAAUAAAUCAAUUCCAAAGAAAAAAGUUCCAAUUCCUCUAUGUCCAGUCAAAACUUUAAAUUGGACACCAAUUCCAAAAGAUAAAUUGAAAGGAACAAUUUGGGAGAAUUUAGACGAAAAAAAUAUUUAUAAUCAAAUAGAUAUUGAAGCUUUAAGUGAACAAUUUGCUGCGGGGAAAUCGGGAACAGAUGAACAACAACAAUCUAUUGAUGGAAAUUCUUUUACUUUACACAGAAGUUUAGCUCUUCGACAGGCUAAUCAAAUUACUGUUAUUGACUCUAGAAGGGCACAAAAUUGUACAAUAAUGUUAGCAAGACUAAAAAUGUCUCAUAGAGAUAUUCGACAUACACUUCUUGGUAUGGAUGAAAGAUGUAAACUUUCUCGUGAUAUUUUGGAGCAAAUGUUAAAAUUUGUGCCUUUAAAAGAAGAAUUAAAUAAAAUGAAAGAAACUUUAACUAAAAAAAGAAAGCAACAUCAAUCCUUGGCUUUAGCCGAUCGUUUUCUUUGGGAAAUGGGACAAGUACCUAGAUAUGAACAAAGACUUAAAUGUUUGUGUACUAUUAGAUCGUUCCAAGAUCGUUGUUCUGAAAUUAGGCCUGGAAUUUUAGGUUUUACAAUUUCUUCAAUAGACCAAAUCCCUUCUGUUCGGUCUACAAUUCGUCCCGAUAGAAAUUUACUUCAUUUUCUGGUUGAAACAAUUGAACAUAACUGGCCUGAUUUAUUUAAUUUAAAACGAGAAAUGAAUUCGGUUUUGGAGGCUUCUAAAGUUGAUAGACAACAAAUUGAAAAAGAAUUAUUUCAAUUAGAAAAGGCAAUAUUUGAAUUAAAUGAAGAAUUAAAUUAUUAUCAAAAGAAAUUUGAGGAAUCUAAUAAUUUAGAAGAGGGAAAAGAAGAAGAAGAAAAAAUUGUAGUAGAAAUACCAGAAGAACCAUUUCCUCAACAAAAAGGAGGGGGAGGGGAAGGGGAAGGAGGGAAAUCAAUUCAACGUUCAAAACAACCUGAUAGAUUUGUGGCUGUUGUAAAAACUUUUUUGGAAGAAGCUAAAAAGCAAAUGACUCAGCUUAGGGAAGAAUUGACUGAAAUGAGACAAAAGUUAUCAGAUUGUGUUCAUCUUUUUGGUGUUUCUUCUAUUGACUCAAAACGUCCAAAUUCAGAAAUUAUUCUGCCUCACUCCGAUCAAUUCUUUGGGCCAUUUGCUCGUUGUUUUAGUGGAUUAGCUGAUUGUCACCGAACAGUUAGGACUGAAAGGGAGGAAAUUGAGGCUAAAAAAAGACAAUUUCAAUUAAAAACUUUGUUUAAUCAACGAAGAAGUGAGGGAGAGGGGGGGGGGAUUUUAAAUUUAAAUUUAUUUUCUUUUUUAGAAGAAAGUGGAAGAAUUAAUCGUGAUUCUUCUCAUUUAUCUGUUGCUAGAGUAUAUAAAAAUGGGGGAAAAGUGGGGAAAGCAGAUCGGGAUUUUGAGGCUAUUGUGAAUAUGUUACAAACGGGGGAAUUAUUUUCUGAAGAAUUAAGUCGAUUAAGAACUUCUGUCAGAAUUAAAGGGCCAAAAACAACAACAACAAUUGUAACUAUCUCCAAAUAAUUAAAAGGAAAAUAAUUAAAAACAAUUAAAAGCUCAAUAAUUUAUUUUUAGUUCCCUUUCCCGACAUUUUUUUUGAUUAAUUUAAUUUAAAUUUUAAUUGAUAAUUUCAGAAAAUUUAAUAUUAAAAAAUGUCGGUUACCUAAUUACUCAUUUCUCUCUAAUAUUUUUUCUCAAAUUUUCUAAAUUUAUUUCUAUUGCCCAGUUUAUUUUAUUCACUAACAAAAAAAACAUUUAAAGCUUUAAAUUACAAAAAUUAUAUACUUAAAUUGCCUUCCCUCCCAAUUACCUAUUUAAUA
This is a messenger RNA of Meloidogyne enterolobii, 2675 nucleotides long. Lineage: Eukaryota; Metazoa; Nematoda; Chromadorea; Rhabditida; Meloidogynidae. The record is from the annotation of a GenBank genome assembly.